GGUAAACCCCGUGGAUUGAAAACCGCCAGAAAACAUGUGAACCAUCGUAGGGACCAAAGGUGGGCUGACAAGGACUACAAAAAAGCUCAUUUAGGUACUCGCUGGAAGGCUAACCCAUUUGGAGGAGCUUCACAUGCCAAAGGAAUUGUACUUGAAAAAGUAGGAGUUGAAGCCAAGCAGCCAAACUCUGCUAUUCGCAAGUGUGUGAGGGUACAGCUGAUCAAGAAUGGUAAAAAGAUUACUGCUUUUGUGCCCAGAGAUGGUUGUCUAAAUCACAUUGAAGAAAAUGAUGAAGUUCUAGUAGCAGGAUUUGGUCGUAAAGGUCAUGCUGUUGGUGAUAUUCCUGGAGUAAGAUUCAAAGUCGUCAAAGUUGCUAAUGUUUCACUACUAGCAUUAUACAAAGAAAAGAAGGAGAGACCCAGAUCAUAA
Messenger RNA from Phaedon cochleariae (mustard beetle), 429 nucleotides. The record is from the annotation of a GenBank genome assembly. NCBI's taxonomy places the organism in Eukaryota, Metazoa, Arthropoda, Insecta, Coleoptera, Chrysomelidae.